Molecule: messenger RNA, 939 nt
Organism: Laetiporus sulphureus 93-53
Lineage: Eukaryota; Fungi; Basidiomycota; Agaricomycetes; Polyporales; Laetiporaceae
Product: S-adenosyl-L-methionine-dependent methyltransferase
Exons: 2
Coding region: 60-839 (259 amino acids)
Source: RefSeq, a predicted model, not a curated record
AAGCGGUCGCAUGAGCAGCGCUAUCCACCACCCGUUUACACCUCGCCCCCGCUUGAGAAAUGCAGCUCUACAAGGUGUUCACGCUGCUGGCCGAUCUCAGGCUAGCCGUUCAAUCGACAUUAUUCCCGACCAUAAUAGCCAUCCUGCGCGAUCCUUUGCUGUUAUUCCGUCCUGCCGCGCUGUCGCGCCUUUUCAUGGCCAACGUGUGGGUGGCAUUUGCGGAUGGCAUAGACGAGGAGGCGCGUCCUGUGAAGGAACGCCUGAUCCCCGGUAAUGCGCGGGGUGUUGUUUUGGACCUCGGCGCAGGUCAUGGACACACAAUAAAAUAUCUGGACCGGGAGAAAGUGACCAAGUACAUUGCGCUCGAGCCCAACCAGCAUAUGCACCCUAAAAUCCGACAGAACGCCGCUAACGCUGGUUUCUCCGAGGCGGCUGAGACGCUCUUGAUCUUGCCUUAUGGUGCAGAGGAAACGUCGCUCAUAGUAUCUGCUCUUGGCGGGCCUCAUGCAGUUGACACUAUCAUCUCUAUCUUGGCCCUUUGCACCAUUCCCUCCCCGGAAACCUCGCUGCGUGCUCUCAUUGAUCAGGUCCUGAAGCCCGGAGGACACUUUCUCUUCUAUGAGCACGUCCUUAGCCCAAGGGAGGAUGUCGCAUGGUGGCAGAGGUUCUGGACACCGCUCUGGAAGAGAGCAUUUGAUGGUUGUUGUCUUGACCGGCCCACACAUAUAUGGGUACCGAAGAUGAACUGUUGGCAAUCAGGAGAGGUGUCUGCCGGUCGAGAUGAUGAGAAUGAGGGAUAUAUGUUCUGGCAUCGAGUGGGUAUAUUCGUCAAGAAGUAGUAAAAUGGUCUUUGUUCCGGCGGUUGACAGGUCUUGUAACUGUGCAGUAAAUCUCAACAAAACCAUGUAUUCUCAUCCUUUGCGAGAUGCUGGACGCGAG